This is a messenger RNA of Exophiala bonariae, 1023 nucleotides long. RefSeq lists its product as uncharacterized. Lineage: Eukaryota; Fungi; Ascomycota; Eurotiomycetes; Chaetothyriales; Herpotrichiellaceae. Gene Ontology annotation, biological process: protein deubiquitination; ubiquitin-dependent protein catabolic process. Gene Ontology annotation, cellular component: cytoplasm. The transcript is spliced from 3 exons. Gene Ontology annotation, molecular function: cysteine-type deubiquitinase activity. The record is from RefSeq and is a predicted model, not a curated record. Bases 1 to 1023 code for a protein of 340 amino acids.
AUGGCUGAAGACGCCUCGAGUGGUGGCUGGAGCACUAUUGAGUCGGACGAAGUAGGUGACGCAGACUGCGAUCUGGGCGUGUUCACAUCUCUCAUCGAGCAGUUGGGAGUGAAGGGUGUGCAAUUUGAAGAGUUGAUAUCUCUGGAUGCAGACUCCAUACGUGCUUUGAGUCCUGUCUACGGUGUCAUUUUCCUCUUCAAGUGGAUAGGCUCUUCUUCAGAAACCAAGGGAACCCCGCAGGAUGGAUCGUACGACCCUGCGGUGGUCGAAGAUGAUGGAUUGUUCUUUGCCGCUCAAACCAUACAGAAUGCUUGUGGAACCCAAGCCAUACUCUCAGUGGUGCUCAACAACGACAAAUCCAGCGAUCCAAGUACAUCAGGAGCUGACGGCAGUCACGCGAGAAUAGAGAUCGGAUCAUCGUUGCAAGAGUUUAAAGAUUUCACAACUGGUUUCGAUGCUGGGCUAAGAGGAGAAUCAUUGUCCAACUCAGAUCUGAUUCGAGAAACACACAACAGCUUUGCGCGAUCGAGCCCGUUUGCCGAUGAGACACAACGAGAUCCCAAUGCAGGAACGGAGGAUCUUUUUCAUUUCAUCGGUUACACUUCGUACCAUGGCAAACUGUACGAGUUGGACGGAUUGCAACCAUUCCCCAUUUCCCACGGCGACUGUUCCCCUGAGGACUUUCCCGAAAAGAUCAUUCCAGUCCUACAGCGGCGCAUCGAAAGAUACCCAGCAGGAGAGGUUCGAUUUAAUCUGAUGGCUAUGUGCCAGGAUCUAAGGGUCAAGGCGCAAGAGUUCCAGGACUAUGAGAGCCUUGCUCGACAAAAGAAAAAGCGUGCUCAAUGGGACUGGGAGAAUGCUCUCAGACGCCACAACUUUGUUGGCUUUACUGGUGAAGUGCUCAAAGGAGUGGUUGCAGCCAAAGUCAAGGAUGGUAGCUAUGACAGCUGGGUCGAAGAGGCCAAGAAAACGACCGAGGCAAGACUGAGAGAACGAGCGGCGAGGAGUCAAGAGACGAAUUAA